Silurus meridionalis is the source of this 1339-nucleotide messenger RNA. RefSeq names its product solute carrier family 7 member 6 opposite strand (gene slc7a6os). Bases 96 to 1049 code for a protein of 317 amino acids. The record is from RefSeq and is a predicted model, not a curated record. NCBI's taxonomy places the organism in Eukaryota, Metazoa, Chordata, Actinopteri, Siluriformes, Siluridae. The transcript has 5 exons. Gene Ontology annotation, biological process: developmental process.
AGCGCCGCCUGUGUUGUUAUUGGUGUCAUUCAUCGUCCCGUCGCCUUUCUCCUGAGAGCGUUUUUUCCUCACUGAGCCGACGCGCCGUCAGCGUUAUGGAUACUGGUACUACCAUCCUGCGGGUGAAGCGGAAGAGAGGCACGGACCCCGCGGACGCGCUGCUGCUCGCCUGUAAGCGGAUCCGGGCCGAGUCCGGCACCACGCAGCCCGAACCCGAGCCCGAACCCGAGCGCGCGCGCAUCGAGAACUCGGUGUUCAAGCUCGUGGCAACGGUCGCCUCACAGGACGCCCCAGUGCAGACACACGUGCGUGAGGCUCUUUCACGUCCACGUCUCACACAUGCCCUGCGUCCGUCUCACGGCAGCUCCAACAGGAUCAUCGGAGACUUGCGUAACGCCAAAUGGAGCACCAGGCGAGAGGAGAGAUACCGGAUCCUCUCCAGCCACCGUGCCGGGCUUCCUGCAGAACCUCGUAAAGAGAGAGAGCCUGAAGGAAGUGCUCGGACAGACACGGAGCCUCGCUUGGGGGACGUACAGGUGUUUGAUAUUGUUCAGGAGGAUGUUGAGGAGGAUGAAAAAAAUCCUGAGAAGAGCGGGAAGUCUGAUCCCGAAACAAUUCUGUGUAACUCGGUCAAGAUGAUACGCGAGAAGCUGAGUGUGUCAGCGCAUGGACCUGGGACUGAACAUCGUGAGAAGGAGGAUGACUAUGUUUACGAUUUAUACUACCAGGAGACCGCCACGCCUGGCUGGAUUAAGGACAUUUUAUCGGUCAGACCCUACUCUGAAGAAGGAGAACUGGUGCCUGAUGAAGUUGCUCGGGAGGAGGAAGUGUAUGAGGAUGAGGACGAUGAAAACGAUGAAAGCAACUGGAGGAACGAUUACCCAGAUGAGGAGGACAGCGACGAUGAGAAUAAUGAUGAGCGAUACGCCGGUUGUUUUAGUGAGGAGCACUCGUACAGCCGGAGGAGCUGGGAGCAAUAUCAGAGAGAGGUGAUGGCGUUUAAUGAAGAUGAGGGGGAAGAUGAGGAGAGAGAAUACGAUUCUGAUUGAGACUGUAUACGCGUGUGUGUGUGUGUGUGUGUGUGUGCGCGCGUUUACACCUGUAAUGAUGCCGUGUUUGUGUGGCAGUCGAUGCGUUUAAAUUCUGUAGAUUUGUUUUGAAUUGUGUUAGGGAGAUGCGAUGAUGCCUUUAGUGAGUGAUGUGCAUGAUAGAUCAGGUGUGUGUGUAGCGAGUUGUGUUGUGUGCAUAAACAUUCCCAAAAAAAAAAAGGGGGGGGGGGGGUUCUGUAAAUAUGUAGAUGUGUAUAAACCUGAAUAAAAACAAAAACAAACUCUGAAAA